AUGACAGGUCAUCGAAGAAAAGGCCAAAUAAAGAGGUCAAUUGCCCGUCGAACGAGGCGCCAGAGAAGGAGACUCUUUCUUGUGGCUCUGUUGUGCCUCGCAGUAUCGCCGUCUCUGAUUGCCCUGAAUCUUACGGCUCGCCAAAAGAAUGAUUCAUCCGCAACAAGAGCUUCCACUCCAGGGUCCAACUAUGAUGGAACUAGGGAAAGCUCGAUUCAUGGCUCAUCAAUUUCUCUUUCGUCAACAAAUAAUGACACGUGGGUCGGAACCGUAGGACACAAUGGGAUGAAUUGCAAAAACGAGUCAAACGGCCCCUGUUGUGCUCAAUGGACAUUUGACACAGACGAAUGGUGGACAUGGCACCCACAAUAUCGUAUUGGGCUACAAAACAAAACGCACACCUGCUUCGAAAAAAUUCAAGAUGUGGAGCACAUUGAAUUCUUGGAAAAAGUGCAGAAUCUCCAGUGGCUCCGUAACGAUGAAGAUUCUUGCUUACGUGGAGUCCAGAAGCCGCAAAUUUCGAGUGGGUAUGCAGCAGCCCUCAUGAGCAUAUCCCGAAGCUUCUAUUCUGCUUAUAGGCAGGGGAAGUCUUUUCAAAUGACGCGUCAUCAUGCUGCUGCUAGAUGGAACUUUGCCGUCCAAAACCAAUCACAUUGGGCCUACUGCGAAAGUCUCGAUAUGAAUUGCUUUUUUAUUCCGAUUGGAAAAUGUCCUGCAGCAAUUGGUCGAAGUGAUGCAGACAUAGGUGCCAAACCCACGCAUGAGCGACAAAAGAAAGAGUUUUUGUGGUUGCGACAAUAUGCCUUUCGACCUCGUCACGUGUUACGCCACAAUCUAGAGGAAUACCUAGAUGAAGCUUUGGUAGGUACCUCCGAAAUCGAACCAUGCUCCGCUAUCCAUGUACGACGUGGCGAUAUUGCAUACGGUAAGGGCCGGAGAUAUGCAGCCGUAGAUGAAUAUUUACAAGUCGGAAAUAUCUCAAAGGGCGAAACAGUUGUUCUCUUAACUGACGAUGUUUCGGCGGUUAACGAAGUAGAAGAAUUCCUCAAAGACGACUACAAUUGGGUCUUUCUACGGAGACCACGGAACAGGGGCCCUGAAGGGGGCUUUGAAGGAUUUAUUCCUUCACAAGAUCCAUCCUUUGAAGUGCUAGCCAUUAUGGCCGAAGCGCAACUCGCAGGAAGAUGUCAUAAACUUGUACACGGGAAAUCGGGAUUCGUCGCUGUCAUCGAGGAUCAACUGAUCGCAUCGGGCAACGCAUACGAAAGGAUACAUCUUCCAGUACAGCUAGACAAAAGAACACAGCCAAAAUUAAAACCGGGGGAGAGAGCUGAGAAAUAUAUGAAAGCAAUUCGUGAACAUUAUCGGACUGUGAACAAGAAAAUGAUAGCAUUUCCAUAG
Molecule: messenger RNA, 1401 nt
Organism: Phaeodactylum tricornutum CCAP 1055/1
Lineage: Eukaryota; Bacillariophyta; Bacillariophyceae; Surirellales; Neidiaceae
Exons: 1
Coding region: 1-1401 (466 amino acids)
Source: RefSeq, a predicted model, not a curated record